GCGCGCCCAUAAAGAGCGAGCGGGGGGUGGCGGAGGCCACGCGAGACGAGCUCCUUGUGGGUCACGUUGUGAGCAGCUUGGUGUAGAGUCGUGCUCCUGGUGGGUCACGUUGUGAGCCGCUUGGUGUAGAGGCGUGCGCCUGGUGGGUCUCGCUGUGAGCCGCUUCGUGUAGAGUCGUGCGCCUGGUGGGUCUCGCUUUGAGCCGCUUGUUGUGGUGUUCGUGCCCUGAACCCAGUCGGUGGCUCGCGAGAGAGGGAGCCGGUGCGUGUGUGGAGGCAUUAGUUAGUUGAUUCGGAACUCCGCUGUCCAGCUCGUCCGCGCCACUGCGAACAAGAACUUGAGAACUCCCAACCUGUAACUCGCACGCUGCGCAGUUCCAAGAUCCCUGAGCCACGAUGGUGAAAGAGACGACCUACUAUGACAUCCUGGGCGUGCAGCCCUCCGCCUCCACCGAGGAGCUCAAAAAGUCCUACCGCAAGCUCGCCCUCAAGUAUCACCCGGACAAGAACCCCAACGAGGGCGAGAAGUUCAAGCAAAUCUCCCAGGCGUACGAGGUGCUGUCGGACCCCAAGAAGAGGGAGCUGUACGACCAGGGCGGCGAGCAGGCCAUCAAGGAGGGCGGCAUGAGUGGCGGCGGCGGCUUCAGCUCCCCCAUGGACAUCUUCGACAUGUUCUUUGGCGGGGGAAGCCGUGCGCAGCGUGAGCGCAAAGGGAAGAACAUGGUGCAUCAGCUCACCGUCUCGCUGGAGGAAAUGUACAACGGCGCCACGAGGAAGCUGGCGCUACAGAAGAAUGUCGUCUGCAACAAAUGUGAUGGCCGCGGCGGCAAGGAAGGCGCGGUGAAGCCGUGCGGCGUGUGCCGCGGCACGGGCAUGCAGGUGCGCAUCCAGCAGCUGGGGCCGGGCAUGGUGCAGCAGAUCCAGUCGGUGUGCCACGAGUGCCAGGGCAGGGGCGAGCAGAUCGACGCCCGCGAUCGCUGCAAGCAGUGCCAGGGCCGCAAGGUGGUGCGCGAGAAGAAGGUCCUGGAGGUGCACAUCGACAAGGGCAUGAAGGACGGACAGAAGAUCCAGUUCGGCGGCGAGGGCGACCAGGAGCCUGGGCUGGAGCCCGGGGACGUCAUCAUCGUGCUUGAGCAGAAGGAGCACCCUGUGUUCCACCGGCAAGGGCAGGAUCUCAUCAGGGAGAUGGAAAUCGAGCUGGUGGAGGCACUGUGCGGCUUCCAGAGACCGAUCUCGACGCUGGACGACCGAGUGAUCGUCAUCACGUCCCACCCCGGUGAAGUCAUAAAACACGGAGAGGUGAAGUGCAUCUUGAACGAGGGCAUGCCUAUCCUCCGCAACCCAUUCGAGAAGGGCCGUCUGAUCAUCCAGUUCAAAGUCGUAUUCCCCCCGUCGGGCUUCCUGCCCAUCCACGGCCUGGCCCAGCUGGAGGCGCUGCUGCCUCCGCGGCAGGAGGCGCUGAUCACGGGCGACAUGGAGGAGGCGAUGCUCAUUGACAUCGAUCCCGUGUCCGAGGAGCGGCGCUACAAGAACGAGGCCUACCAGGAGGAGGAGGAGGGCCAUGGCCCGCGGCGCUCGGGCGUGCAGUGCCAGUCCUCGUAGUGCCAGCACCGCCGCGGCCAUUGCGGCGACACAACCCCACCGCAGCCCUUCCGUGGCCGAGGAUCAGGGACGGUGCGAUUCGGCGACCAAAGGGAGAUUUUUACGAGGCACAUGUACCGAGUCACCCCUCUCUCACUUCUGCAAGUUUUAUUUCUUUACUAAUCACCCUUAAACAUUUACAUAUAUUUAGGAAUGCACAAUUGAAAAACUAUAUAACGAAUAUACCAUGCCGAAUAUAAAAUUAAAAUAACAUGUUCAAAAAUUCACAUGAAUGAUCCUCGAACUGUCGGGGCUGCCAGUCCAAUAUCGAACCGAGGCUAUUUAAAACACCGGUGGUGGGAUGGAAAUCAGGGUGACUUCAUCGUGGGGUGGUGAAUAAUCCAGUAUCUCGUCGUCAGCACUGGUACGUUUUCCCAUGCAUCCCUUGGCUCGAUCUGUGAAGCCGACUGCAUUUGUGCAGAGAGGUGGUUUAUUGCUUUGUGCACAAUCAGAAUUAGUUUCGUGAUAAACCUGUUCAGGGAACUCGCAGUUUCCUUGCUGCUGCAUGCACUCAACUGAUUGGUAAUCACCCAUUGGAUGAGGGCCAGUGGACCAUCUUACCGUGAUUGGCCCGGGGGCGGGGAGGGGCAACCGGGGGAACACAAUUGCAAAAUAUACAAAAGUGUAUAAUUGUUUUUGGCAGCAUCAACAGUGAAGCCUCACUUAAUGGACUUGAUUUGAAAGCUUGUUUCUCUUGGUGUUCCUUUAAAAGUCAAAAGCGUGUAUUUACAAGGCGUCACGGAUGUGUACAGUUGGUUUUCAUGUUUCUUGGUGUUCAAUCCCAUGUAUGACGUGUAUUCUUUUACAAUUAGUAACAUUUUACAUUGAAAAUAGCAUUGUAUAUUUUGUUUUCAUUUCCAACCUAACGGGCUGUACAAGAAGGAAAUACUUUGUGGGACGUUGAAAAAGUAGGUUUGUGUUAUUUAUAUCUUAAAAACUACUCGUUAGGGUGAAUGGGUUAUUGUCUGUUCAUAUUACUAAUUUCUUUAUGAGAAAAAGUUGAAGCUGGACCCAUUUUGUGAUAAUAAAUUCACCAUUGUGUGCCGCG
This is a messenger RNA of Petromyzon marinus (sea lamprey), 2688 nucleotides long. Its product is annotated as dnaJ homolog subfamily A member 1-like. Gene Ontology annotation, biological process: response to heat; protein folding. Gene Ontology annotation, molecular function: ATP binding; Hsp70 protein binding. The record is from RefSeq and is a predicted model, not a curated record. Lineage: Eukaryota; Metazoa; Chordata; Hyperoartia; Petromyzontiformes; Petromyzontidae.